GCCCAGAACCGCAGCCCUUCCUGCCUCGCGAGGGCCUGCACCCUGUGGAGCUGUCCUGGCCUGGAGCAGGCAGCAGCCUCCCGCAGCCAGGCCCUGCAGCAGAGACUCCUGCAGCUGGAGCGCCUAGAAACCCUGGCCCAGCGCUUCCAGCACCAGGCAGCCCUCCUCCGGGAAAGCUUCCUGACAGACACAGAGCGGGCUGGACCAGGCUGCAGCCCCGCUCGCCAGCCCGGCCACAGUGGAGGCGGCUGCCCGGAGGCUGGGCAUGCUCGAGGCCCAGGAAGGGCACUUCCAGGCAUUGGCCGAGCCCACAGACCUCCUCCCACAGGAGCAGUACCACCGCUGGGCAGAUGUGGCCUGCAGGAGCGAGCUCAGCGAUUGGGAGAGCUGCCCCCUCCUGGGGACACGAAAGGUCAGUUGAGGCACCUGCGGGAACACCAGGCCUUCCAGGCUGAGGUCCAGGCCCACGAGGAGGUCAUAAUGUCAGUCGCCGAGAACCUGCAGGACAUACAGAACUUCCUGGAGUUCCUGCAGAGAGAGGACCAUUGUGAGGCCUGGAUGCAGGGCCUGGGGGUGAUGGUGAGCCUCGGUGACCUGGGACAGAACCAUGAGCACUGCCUGCCGCUCCUCAAACAGCUCCGGGAGCUCCAAGGAGUCUGGGCCGGGGGCGCAGAGGAUGACACCACAGGAGCAGCAAGGACUUGUCGCUGCCUCUCAAGAACCGGGACCCCCAGCAAGUCAAGGCCAUCUGCCAGCGGCAACACCAGCUCAACAGCAGGCCAGCCCCAGGGUGGGAAGCAGUGGGCAGGAGAGGGGGCUGGAGGGCCAGCUCAGACUCAGCCUCACAUCCUCUCUGCCAGGUGGCACAGUUUCCAUGGCAACCUGCUCCGGCACCAGCGGCAGCUUGAAGAUGCCCUGGAGACACACACGUUGUCCUGCCGCCCUGGUCCAGGCCCUGGACUGCGUGCAGAGGCUGCUGUGGAAACGUGAGAAGUUGGCACAGGAAAUGGGCCCCAUUCAGGCCCGGCUGGCGGUGUGUGGCUGGGCGUGGAGGUGGGGCCCUGGGAAGGCAGGCGGAGGACCAGGGGCUUCGGGACCUCGAGAGCCGGCAGGGUCCACUCAGCUGUUACUCCUCCGGGCCCCUGGAGCCGGCACUCCCCUGAGUAAAGCCUGCUUCCCCCACGGCCCCUGGAGAGGGAGGAGGGCCGCCUCUGCCAGAGAAGUCCCCUGGCGGCCACAGCCUCAGCCGCAGCAGCAGGAGAUGGUGGACCGCUGGCGGCAGCUCCGGAGCAGGGCCCAGAAGUGGUGCGAACCCCAGUGCCCUUGCUGACCAUCCCUCGGUCCCCAUACUUCUUUGGCCCCAGUUCUCAUCCUUCAAAUACCUGUCCGUGUUGUCACCCCAUUGAUCCCCAGCCCCUGGGGGCCCGUCUUUGGCUGAGGGGAUUCUGGGACAGAAGGCACUGGCAGGCAGAGGGGGGAAGAGGGGCUCAGAGGACAAGCUGAUGAACCCUGUGGGCAGGCGGGAGUCACUGGAUGCCUCGCACCAAGCUCAGAACCUGCAGGCAGUGCUGCGGGAAUUGCCGGUCUGGGCCCGGGGCUGCGGGCGGAGAUGGAUGCCUGAAGUGCCCCCCGCAGCCCCACAGAGGCCCAGCACCUGCUGGAGGAGCUCCAGGAGCUAAAGGCUGAGCUGGACUCCCGAGCAGACAGCAUACGCCUGGCCCGGAGCACAGGCAGUGCCUGCUGGCAGUUGGGCACCUGUGCACC
Molecule: messenger RNA, 1764 nt
Organism: Myotis brandtii (Brandt's bat)
Lineage: Eukaryota; Metazoa; Chordata; Mammalia; Chiroptera; Vespertilionidae
Gene: SPTBN5
Product: spectrin, beta, non-erythrocytic 5
Exons: 8
Coding region: 481-990 (169 amino acids)
Source: RefSeq, a predicted model, not a curated record